AUGGGUUCGAUCAUGGAAAGCUCUCCGAAGGGCGGGUUCAAGCUAGUCCUGCAGAAUCCCUACUUGUGUGGCGUCGCCUCGUUCUCGACCCUGGGCGGCUUGCUUUUUGGCUAUGACCAGGGGGUUAUUAGCGGUGUGAUCACUAUGGAGUCUUUCGGGGCUCGGUUUCCGCGGGUCUUCUCCGAUAGUGGAUUCAAGGGGUGGUUCGUAUCAACGCUGCUGCUUGCUGCAUGGCUUGGUUCUUUGCUUAAUGGGCCUGUUGCCGAUCGCGUCGGCAGAAAAGUAUCUAUCGAUUUGGCGGUAAUCAUCUUUGUGAUUGGGUCUGCUAUUCAGUGUGGCGCAGUGGAUAUUCCCAUGCUAUUCGUCGAAGGCCGAGCAAUUGCCGGCUUGGCUGUUGGCCAGCUUACCAUGGUAGUUCCUCUGUACAUCUCUGAGGUAUCUAUCCCGGAGAUUCGCGGUGGGCUAGUGGUGCUACAACAACUGUCGGUCACUAUUGGCAUCUUGGUCAGCUACUGGAUCGAUUAUGGCACCAACUACAUUGGCGGCACCCGAUGCGCCCCGGGUAUCCCGUACACCGGUGGAACACCUGCUUCCCCCAGCUUCAAUCCGUAUACAGAUGUCCCGAUAGGGGAUAUUGCUCCGGCUAUUAUUCUGGGAAUUGGCAUGCUGUUCUUCCCCGACUCACCGCGUUGGCUUUUGAUGAAGGAACGUGAUGAAGAAUCACUCAAGGCACUCUCGAGACUGCGUCGGCAACCUAUUGAAAGCUCCUCUCUGCAGAACGAAUACCUGGAGAUCAGGGCGUCGAUCAUGCUGGAGAGCACAUUUGCUCGGGAGCAUUUUCCUAAUCUGACGGGCUACAAACUUCAUGCCGCCCAGUACGCUUCUCUUGUUACCAGCUGGGCACGCUUUAAGCGAUUGGCGAUUGGCUGCUGUGUGAUGUUCUUUCAGCAGUUCAUGGGAUGCAAUGCUCUCAUCUACUAUGCACCUACUGUCUUCGCCCAGCUGGGCCUCGACGGAAACACUACCUCUCUCCUCGCUACGGGUGUGUAUGGUAUUGUCAACUGCCUCAGCACUCUUCCUGCCCUCUUCUUCAUCGACAAGGUGGGCCGCCGACCACUGCUGAUGGCCGGCGCCACCGGUACAUGUAUCUCCUCGUCAUUGUGGGGGGGUAUUCUGGGCGGCUAUGGAGACAGCUUAAUCAACAAUAAGUCAGCUGGCUGGGCUGGGAUCGCUUUCAUCUAUAUCUAUGAUAUCAACUUUUCGUACUCAUUCGCCCCCAUCGGCUGGGUCCUUCCGUCUGAAAUCUUCAACUUAUCUAUCCGAUCCAAGGCCGUCUCGAUCACGACCUCGGCUACGUGGAUGUGCAACUUUAUUAUCGGUCUCGUCACCCCCGAUAUGCUCGAGACGAUCUCCUGGGGGACAUACAUCUUCUUCGCCGCUUUCUGCCUCAUUGCACUCGCCUUUACAUUCUUUGUGAUUCCUGAAACUCGCGGGAAGACUCUCGAAGACAUGGAUCUUAUAUUUGGCGAUACAGCUGCUCACGAAGAGAAGAAGCACAUCAAGAACAUCGAGGCUCAGCUGCGUGGCCUAACCGUGGAAGAUGAUGAGGUGUUGAAGCCAAUUGAGCAGCACAGAGAAAUCGUUGAUGACGCAUAA
Molecule: messenger RNA, 1656 nt
Organism: Penicillium chermesinum
Lineage: Eukaryota; Fungi; Ascomycota; Eurotiomycetes; Eurotiales; Aspergillaceae
Product: sugar porter family MFS transporter
Exons: 11
Coding region: 1-1656 (551 amino acids)
Biological process (GO): transmembrane transport; carbohydrate transport
Cellular component (GO): membrane
Molecular function (GO): carbohydrate:proton symporter activity
Source: RefSeq, a predicted model, not a curated record